Molecule: messenger RNA, 7371 nt
Organism: Sphaerodactylus townsendi
Lineage: Eukaryota; Metazoa; Chordata; Lepidosauria; Squamata; Sphaerodactylidae
Gene: L3MBTL1
Product: L3MBTL histone methyl-lysine binding protein 1
Exons: 22
Coding region: 64-2589 (841 amino acids)
Biological process (GO): regulation of DNA-templated transcription
Cellular component (GO): nucleus
Molecular function (GO): zinc ion binding; protein binding
Source: RefSeq, a predicted model, not a curated record
GCUCAGCAUUCAGUGUCCACGGGCUGAUUAUUGUAGUUCUACGCUGUGUGUAUAGGCAGUGUGAUGGAUGGGCGAGCAGAGAUGGAGGUGAUAAGAAGCACAAAAGGGAAUGGAACUGGAGAGGUCAAUGUCCACUUGGUUGAGAAUACAGUGCAAAAUGCUCAUGUACCAGCAACUGCCUUCAUCAUACCAGCAAACACAACCACUGUAAACCUUUCUACAAGCACCUUAGAAAUCCAGCGAUUCCCGCGGGAGCCUCAGAAGAACCCGGGGACAGAGAGGCCAAGAGAGGGCACGGGAAGUGAGCCAAUCACUGCAACAGUCAUUCCCCAGAUCAGCGGAGUACAGACGUGCAACACUAUUCGGGUUCUGGAGUGGAAAGAUGGGGUAGCCACACUUCCUGGAAGUAAUCUGAGGUUUCGAAUAAAUGAAUAUGGGACACUAAAAGUGGUCAGUGCUGACAAGCCAUCACCUGUGGAGCCCCUCAAGGAGUGCCAUUUGGAAAGAGAUGGGGAUGUUGAGAUGGCCCCUACCAGCAAGGACAGUCCCACUGUGGCUCAAGACUUGGUCAUUCCAGAGCCCCCCAAGCUUCCAGGUGGGGACAGCAUGUGCCAUUGCAGUACUUGUGGCCGGAGAAAUGUUUCUGGGUCAGCUCAAGAAGGCAGAGGGUUUUGCAGUGAAAACUGCCACCGACAAUUCAAAGAAAGGUCUGUCAUUGUAGAGAACUCUGCUGGCAGCACCAAUUCCACUGAAAUCCUCAAGCCGGUGAAGAAGCGGAAGAGGAAAGAAUAUCAGAGCCCCUCAGAAGAAGAGGAAGAGGAGUCUGAGCAAAUGGAAGUGAAACAGGAGGAGACAAAUGGUUCUGGAGGAGAACCCACUGCUAGCAACAUUGGAAAUGAAGAAUGGAGUACUAGUCAGCUGGGUGAGGAGAAGACAGAAGGUUGGUCCUGGGCAUCCUACCUGGAAGAACAGAAAGCCACCGGUGCCCCUUUAAAUCUGUUUCAGGAACAUCAGUUGGUCAGCCAGCACAAGAAUGGUUUCAAGGUGGGGAUGAAGCUUGAAGGAAUUGACCCCCAGCACCCUUCGAUGUACUUUAUUCUCACUGUGGCUGAGGUAUGUGGUUAUCGGAUGCGCCUUCAUUUUGAUGGCUAUUCUGAAUGUCAUGACUUCUGGCUGAAUGCCAACUCCCCUAGCAUUCAUCCAGCCGGCUGGUUUGAGAAAACAGGGCACAAACUCCAGCCACCAAAAGGAUGUUUAGGUUAUAAGGAAGAAGAAUUCAACUGGGCCAACUAUCUGAGGAUAUCCAAAGCUCAGGCAGCUCCCAAGCAUCUCUUUGUGACCCCAGAUAGUAAUGCUACUCCAACAGGAUUCCAAAUGGGCAUGAAACUUGAAGCAGUGGAUCGUAUGAAUCCUUCCUUGACAUGCGUUGCCACGGUGACAGAUGUGGUGGACAAUCGCUUUUUGGUGCACUUUGAUAACUGGGAUGACACAUAUGACUACUGGUGUGACCCCAGUAGUCCCUAUAUCCAUCCAGUUGGUUGGUGUCAGGAGCAUGGAAAACCUCUCACACCUCCUCAAGACUACCCUGACCCUGAGAACUUCAGCUGGGAAAAAUACUUAUCAGAAACAGGUGCUUCUGCAGUGCCGGCUUGGGCCUUUAAGGUGAGGCCGCCCCAUGGCUUCUUGAUCAACAUGAAGUUGGAGGCAGUGGACCGAAGGACUCCCUCCUUGAUUAGAGUGGCCAGUGUUGAGGAUGUCGAAGACUACAGGAUAAAGGUCCAUUUUGAUGGUUGGAGCCACAUCUAUGAUUUCUGGAUUGAUUCUGAUCACCCGGACAUUCAUCCUGUGGGAUGGUGCUCCAAAACUGGACAUCCAUUGCAGCCUCCUCUCAGGCCAAAGGAAUCCCCCUCUUCUGCCAAUGGGAGCUGUCCAACCCUGGCAUGUAAGACCCUCCCCAGCACCAAGAGUUCCAAAUACAGCUUUCACAGGAAGUGCCCAACACCUGGUUGUGAUGGCUCAGGUCAUGUGACAGGCCGGUUCACAGCUCACUACUGCAUCUCAGGGUGCCCUCUAGCCGAGAAGAACCAGGGAAGAGUGAAGACUGACCUCUCGGACACUGAGAACUCACUUCGAAAGAGGAGCCUAAUUGGCUUCUCUCAACGGAAGAAAUCUCGACACCAUGGAAGGGGGCGACCUCCAAAAUACCGGAAAAUCCAGCAAGAAGACUUUCAAACUAUUUCUUCAGACAAUAUGCACCAGUCUCUUUUCAUGUCGGCCUUAUCAACACACCCUGACCGUUCCCUGUCUCUCUGCUGGGAGCAGCACUGUAAGCUCCUACCAGGAGUGGCUGGGAUCACAGCAUCUACAGUGGCCAAAUGGACCAUUGAUGAGGUCUUUAACUUUGUACAGACCUUGACGGGUUGUGAGGACCAAGCAAGACUCUUCAAGGACGAGAUGAUUGAUGGAGAGGCAUUCCUUCUGCUGACUCAGGCUGAUAUUGUGAAGAUCAUGAGCGUCAAGCUCGGCCCGGCACUGAAAAUCUACAACGCCAUCCUCAUGUUCAAAAAUGCUGACGACACCUUAAAGUGAUCCACCGUGAGCAGUGUUUGACUUCCUUCUACAGGAGCUGCCAAAACUCUCAUCUGUCUGUCUCAGCGGAGUGGAGACCUUCCUGAUUUGCUGCAGCUGUAAAAUCCUGCCAACUUGCUCUCUUUGAGUCCAUCUUCAUUUACAUGCCAAAUCCAUCCCCUGUCUCUUUCUCCUCUCUCUUUUCGACUGGUCUUUCAGAAUACUUCCCUUCCAUGCCUAGCAGUGGAGCUCUUGCAGUGUCCUCCCUGAAGCCACAAAUCCAGCCAGGUUCUUCUCCUGAUGUUUUAAAGGCACAGAACAGGAGUUUGAGACUGGGCUUGCUGCUGGAUUUAACCUAUCUUGGAUUUAACCCUUUAGCUCUUGGCUGCCUGGAUUUUCACUCUCUCAAGUGUGCCUGGGUUAGAUGAGAAGGAGGAUAUCUAUGUAUGGGCAAGAAGUACAGGCAGUUACCCAACUGCAAAUGACAUCAAAUCCUUGGAAGUUCUUUAACAUCUGAUAUCUCUGAGCAAAAGUAAUUCUCUGAUGAGCAGGGUUUUGACAAUGAACUUAUCUGGGGGCAGAUGAUGCUAUAUCCAGGGACUCUGAAGAACUGGGUGCUGGUCCUUCUAAGAUAGACGAUUGGACUAAAUACACUGUAGACAUAACCUGCCCUGGCAAUUCUGUAUUCAUCGUUGCUGUUGAAAAAAAAAAGAUAGCUUGGUGCUCACAGUUUAUAUACUUGUAAAUUUGCCAUGUUAAGCGUGGACAAUGAGAGGAACAAAGUAGGGUUCCUUGAUGUAAUUUCUGCUAGUCUGGUCCUUGGGGUCUGCAUGAAGCAAAAAAAGAUAUAUGGCAUCUGAACAAAACAAAUUAGGCAAUCUAACAGACUUAGCACUAAGUAUAAAGCAAAUAGCACCAUUAAGGGAGAGCUGGGCAGGGAAUGGCAGCUAACUUUACCCCUUGCCACUAGCUGGGUAACUGUUGGGCAGUAUGAGGGGGGAAUCCUAUACAAAGAAGCAAUUUUUCAGAUUCUUUAUCCUGAUUUCAUCAGUUCUUCCCUAGCAGACUCAAUUAAAUUCAGUAUGUGCCAAAUGUUUACCUUCAGCUGGUUGACAAAGUUUCAAGAUUUACAGGGCAGCCCUAUGCAAAAUUACUUUAGUCUAAAGCAACUGAUUUCAGUGGGCUGUGACUGGUAUCAUUCUGCAUCGGGCUGCGCUGAAACAUUUUUAAAACACUGUUUCUGAAUGACUACCUUAAAUGCUGGGGGAAAAUCCCCAGAUCGUUUGCUGUGUACUACAGCAGAUAUUUCUGAGGCUUUCUUGAUAUUGGCUGAUGAUGGAUAGUCACAGAUGUUCUGUGCAUCCAAUUUAGCUAUGUGGAGUUACCUGAAGAGACUUGAGUUGCAAAGCCAACUCUGCUUUUAGGCAAAGUAAAAAAUGUGACCUCAGGCAGUGUGGCUUAGGUGCUACUUACAAGCAACAAAUUUCCAGUUUUAUUAUUUAUUAUGAAUAGUGGGGAGUUUCUUGGGAUGGGACUACUAGGACAACACUUUCUAACUUCUGUCAUUCUAGAAUUCAUUCUGGAUCAUUCUUUCUUUAUCCUAGAAGUUCAGUCCUUAUGGAUCUUUAUCUCACUUUACAAUCAUCCUGUGUAAUGGUUUAGGUUAAAAGACAGCAGUGUCCAUGGACUCCAGACUGGAAUUUGGAUCAGAGUUUUUCAGGUUUAAAACUCAACCCUCUAACCACUGUACUGCAGAGAGUUCCUGGGUAUGAAGCUUCCUAAGGUCAUGAAAAUUUUUGUUGUUGCUGUUUUUCCUCAAACUGUAAAGGUGGGGUAACUGUUCUUUACCAUACAUACACCAGCAAUGUGUCUCAUAGUACUGUGGUUCGUGAAGUCCACUUUUUAUGGUUGGGUCAAAUUCAUGCAAAGUUUCCCAUGGAAAUGCAGCAUUUUGCCUCAGAUAUUAUGAAAUGCUUGGUCACAUGUGGCCUUCCUUUUAAACAGUUGGCCACUUGCCAUUCAAGUGAAAUGCAGGUCUCAGUUUUUCUCUUGUUAUCAUAGUAAACUUUUGUUUUAAGUAAAUGUUAAAAACUUUAUCCUCCCUUUGAACAUCAUUAGAUGUUUACUUGUUGGGACAAAUAAUACUGGGAAGAAAGAAUCUUUGCUCUUCUGGAUAAAAUCUUCCCAACAGAUGCAACUGGUUGCUGAGUGUAUGGUGCCAAAAUAUCAUCCUUUUCCCAAAGAGGUGUUCUUCAUUUUAGUCAAUCUUGAAAAAGGAUGGAGAGGACCACUGAAGAUUACCUAGAUGACUGUUUCCAAUGGGAUUUUCAAAAAAAGAUUUGUUUUCAGACUCAAGACAGAACUGACAGAAGCCCAGUUUCCAUGACCACUUACAGAUCAGUCGGUGUAUUUGCAGGAAACAAACCCUGCCAAGAAGGAUCAUUGCAUCAUUCAUAAGUUUCCAAGAAUGAAUACAUUACCCCGUCAACUCCAUCGGUGGGAAUGAAAAUGGAUUAUUGAUAUUAUGGAUGGGAAUGACAUUGUCUGGAAAUGUGAAACUUGACAGCUGGCUCCAAACAUGUUCCAUUAAGCAGAGAUACCUGGAUGCUGCCAAGACCCACUUCAAGAGAAAUGUGUAAUGGAGUAGAGGCUAUGUCUGGUACGAUUACACUGAAACCUCGACUGAUCAAGCCAGUUCUACUUCUCUGACUCUAUAGGUUUUGAUUCCAUUCUUUGGCUUGGAAAGUUAAUUUUCUUCUGAGUCUUAUAGCUGGAGCUGCAGCAGGUGGCUACUUGAGAUCUUCAGUGCCAAAUGUUACUCCGUCAGAGACUUAGAAGCUUAACAUGCCCUAGAUUCCCCUUCAACUCUCUUUCCACUCUUUCAUGCCACCUUGUAAGAAAGCUGAAGUGGAUUUGCACCAGGAAUGGAGUUGUUGCUCCCAACAGCUCUGAAUUCUUCCAAAAGAACAUGAUCCUUACUGGAAAUAAGUGUAAAAAGUCAAGUCUCUAAUAUUGUGUGUGUGUGAGAAACAAAAAUAACUGUAGGUGGUAGGAGUGUUCACCCUCAAAUAACAUGGAACUUCAGCACUCCUGUCCUGUUUAUCUAACGUCAUAGAUACCGUAGGUCAUUCCUCUCAUCCUUUGAGGCAUGAAGCUUCUGAAUGAAUCCAGAUUGAGGAAACUGUAGCUGUACUUGACAAGAAUGCUGAAGGGCUGCUUAUUGCUGAAACUUGGUUGGACCCUUAUCGUUCUGUGUAAAGAAAACCAAAUCGAACUGAACGUUUGUAUGUGUGUGCAAGGGAGACAGCAGAAUCAAAGGGAACUUGCCUUUUUCUGUGUUUGCUCAACCCUGUGUCUGGAAGGGUUGCUUCAGAGACAUUAGCUCUGAAAUGCAGUGGAUGAGGGAGGGAGAGACGGGAGGCAGCCUUGAAGUCACCAGAUAUUCUCUUGAAGUUUAUAGCAUUACCAGGUGGCCUGACUAUCAGAGCCCUGGGAGAAUACUGCCAAUCAGAACAAAUGUCCUGGCAUAGAUUAAUCUGCUAGUACUGUAAAGGCAGCUACUUGUACAUUGUCUCAUUCUAUAACAACUUGGUGAGUUACGGUGCUGCUUAAGCAUGAGUAGAAUACCUAAGAGCCACCAAAGUGCCAUGCUGAUUCUCAGAACUUCACUCCAAAGGCCAUAUUUUGACUGAGCCUUUCUUGGAAAAGAUCCCCACCACUCCAGUUAAAGGACCUCAGGUAGCAGGCACCUUUCUGUGUCUAAGACCUCAAAGAGCCACUGCCAAGUUGCAGGAAGCGGUACUGAGCUAGAUGAACCAAUGGCCUGAUUCAAUGUAAAGCAGGUCCCUAGGGUCCUGAUCCUGGCAUGACUGAAGUUAGUAGAAUAGGGAAUCAACUCAUGCACCCUAGGGGUUAUUUUGUCUCAAGAAUCGUAACAGCUCCCUUUUGGGAGUCAGUGGCAGCUAAAUAGUUUCCUGAGCAAAUACUCAUAGGACAAUAUGGCCUCUACUUGCCUCCUCAUAGGUUCCUGCACAGUAGGUGGCAUUUCCUAGUUCUUAGCAAUUGAGAGCCUAGGCAUCUUUUCCAAGACUAAGCAAGACAAUCAGCCAGAUAAUGGAUGUAAAUGGUUUGGAACCCUUCCUCACUUUUGCUAAUGGUAUUGUUCUGAGUAGUAGUUCUCUGUCAGUGGCUGAAUCACAACCCACCUUGGCUCAAUGGAGGCUUCUUCUGGUUCUUCUCCACUCGGCUGUAGCAAUUAUGAUUUAUCCCAGCAAGCAUGAUUGUUCAUAGUUUUGCAAGGAAUGGAUAGGCAAUAGAGUCAUUCUGGUAGUGUGAUGAUUCACCAGGAUAAGGCCUGAUGUACUUCUAUGAUACAAGAGAAGGUAUUACAUUCAGCUUGCGUUGAACCUCUCCUUUGGUGUAUGAAUUCACCAACAAGUAUAGAAAAUAUUACAGAAUCUUCAGUUAAUGGAUUUCAGUGGACUUAGAAAGAUAUAACUCUAGUUAGGAUUGCACAGAAGGGACUUAGCAGAUCAUAUAACUCAGUGAUGGCGAACCUAUGGCACGAGUGCCAGAGGUGGCACUCAGAGCCCUCUCUGUGGGCACUUGCUCACAGGGUUCAUAAUGCAGGGGGGGGGGGGCAGAAAAUCACCCACACACACAUACUCACAUCUAGGCUGGCUUGGGGCGUUGGGCACAACGCCCCGCAGAGAGCAGGAAGGACUCGGCUGGUGGGCCUGGUGCCUGUGCUCCGGAUGGCUGCUGCCCGAGGUGGGGCAGAGGAUUAGGAAGCGGAGAUGCUAG